Molecule: messenger RNA, 741 nt
Organism: Pelecanus crispus (Dalmatian pelican)
Lineage: Eukaryota; Metazoa; Chordata; Aves; Pelecaniformes; Pelecanidae
Product: thiol S-methyltransferase TMT1A
Molecular function (GO): S-adenosylmethionine-dependent methyltransferase activity
Source: RefSeq, a predicted model, not a curated record
AUGACAGAGGCCAGCGUCCUCUUCUUCCGUGCCUGCCUCGCGCUGCUCGCCAUGCCCAUCUACCUGCUAUCGUUCCUGGGCAUAUGGGAGCCUUUCUGUAAGAAGAUAUUUUUUCCUUACUUCUUAGAGAAGCUUUCUGCAGUUCACGAGAGGAAAGCAAAGAAGCAGAAACAGGAGCUGUUUCGUAAUCUACCUGACUUCGCGAGCCCCUCAGGAGAACUGAAACUGCUGGAGCUCGGGACCGGCUGCGGUGCUAACUUCCAGUUCUACCCACCAGGCUGCAAAGUUACGUGCACGGACAUAAACACCAACUUCCAGCAAGCCCUUUUGAGAAGCAUGAACAAGAACCAGCACGUCCACUACGAGCGUUUCCUAGUAGCGGCAGGAGAAGACCUGCACCAGGUGCCCAGCGGUUCCGUGGAUGCUGUCAUCUGCACCUUGGUCCUCUGCUCUGUGCACAGUGUGAAUGGCACCCUGAAGGAGGUACUGCGAGUGCUCAGACCAGGAGGUGCUUUCUAUUUCGUAGAGCACGUGGCUGCCGAUCGUUCCAGCUGGAUGUAUUUUUGGCAGCAGAUCUUCUACCCGACUUGGAAACUCAUCUUUGCUGGAUGCUGCCUAACGAGAGAGAUAUGGAAGAAUCUCGAACAGGCCAACUUCUCGGAGCUGAAGUUACAACACAUAAGCGUCGCGCUGCCCUGGAUGCCCAUUCAGCCUCACAUCAUCGGGUACGCUGUGAAGUAA